Molecule: messenger RNA, 1629 nt
Organism: Malania oleifera
Lineage: Eukaryota; Viridiplantae; Streptophyta; Magnoliopsida; Santalales; Ximeniaceae
Exons: 5
Coding region: 1-1629 (542 amino acids)
Source: RefSeq, a predicted model, not a curated record
AUGAUGAAUUCAAAAUUUAGAAGAUGGAAUCAGGUGAACAACUUUGAACACCACAGGGCUGGGAGAAUUAUUGUGCUUUGGAAUUCUCAGAAGGUGAAGUUGCAGGUGUUGGCAAUCAAUGCUCAGGUAAUCCAUUGUUAUGUAGUAUGCCCUAUUACUUCUAACAAGUUUGCUUUGAGCUUUGUAUAUGGUUUCAACUCAAUUGUUGCUAGGAGAACUCUUUGGCAGGAUCUGACUCAGUUCAGUCUCUCUUCUGAACCUUGGUUGCUCAUGGGAGAUUUCAACUAUGUCUACUCUACUGAGGGAAAAAAAAAUGGUAAUCCUGUUACAGAUUAUGAAAGCAAAGACAUCAAUGAAUAUUUUAGUGAUGUUGGGCUCUCAGAUUUGAAUUCCUCUAGUUGCUUUCUCAUGUGGAAUAAUAGGAAGGUGUGGUGCAAAUUAGACGGGGUUGUGGUUAAUGUGAAUUGGCUCCUCUCUAAUCGCAAUGCUCAUGCUAUUUUCCUUUUGCUAGGUCUUCUGUUAGAUCAUUCUGAUUGUAUUGUGUCUCUUUUUGAUGAAAAUGAUGCUGGGAAAAAACCUUUCAAAUUUUUCAACAUGUGGGCGAAUCAUUUGGAUUUUCAAAAGGUGCUAGCGAAAUCAAAAUAUUUGAAGGAUAGUGAUAAUAGUUCCUCCUUCUUUCACUAUUUGAUGAGAAGACAUACUAGUAGGAAUCACAUUUCCUCUGUUAAAAGAAGCAAUGGAGUCCUGACUACCUCUUACCAGCGAGUUGUGGAUGAAUUCCUCAGCUUCUAUAAGGGCCUUCUGGGUACAGAGUCUUCUUCCUGCUCUGUUGAUCCUUCAGUUAUUGCAAAGGGUAAGGAUUACAGGCCAAUAGCUUACUGUAAUGUGAUGUACAAGGUGAUCACAAAGAUUAUAGCUGGUAGAGUGAAGCCUUACCUAAAGAAGGCAUAUGACUCAAUUUCAUGGAAAUUUCUGAAGGAAAUGUUGGAUAAUCUGAAUUUCCCUACAAGGGUAGUGAACUGGAUCAUGCAAUGUGUAUCCACCGGCACUUACUCCUUAUCUAUCAAUGGUGGAAUUCAUGGUUUCUUUGAAGGGCUGUCUACAAAUACUCUGAAGUCGAAUAUACUGUGUGCUGGUAUAAAAGACCUGGAGUUGGAGGAAAUUAAAGAGAUGACGGAGUUCCAGAAUGGGGAGUUCCCUUUCAGAUAUUUGGGAAUUCCUCUUGUUGCCUCAAGACUGAAUAAAAUGCACUAUGAUCCCUUAAUUGACAGGAUUUCUUCACUUCUGAAUGGCUGGCCUAGUCAUACAAUCUCUUAUGCAGGGAGGCUUGAGCUUAUUAAUUCAGUGAUCCAGGGAGUGGAAUGCGUAUGGUUGGCAAUCUUUCCCAUUCCUAAAGCAGUUGUUGAUCAUAUUGUUAGAUUAUGCAAAACUUUUUUAUGGUGUGGAAGGAGAAAACCAAUAGUUGUGUGGAGAGAAGUAUGUUUGUCUAAAAAUGAGGGAGGUCUUGGUGUCUUCAACUUGAUGACCUGGAAUAAAGCUCUGCUGACAAAAGCUCUCUUUACACAGUGUAUCCUAGAAGUACUAAGAUGUACCAGAACCUCCGAGAGUCAUUUUGGUGGAGCAUUAUGA